GUUAAAGCAUAAAAGCAAAAGUCUUUCAUAUAUUAUAUACCCGCAUAUAUACACCCAUAUAUUUUUUGUUUGCGUGUUGUAUGUGGUCGAAGGUGUGUGUUGUUAAAGUGGCAAAGACGCAAUACAGACGCUUUAAUGCAAGCUAAUAUUUAUUGAUAUUUUGCACGAAAUUGUGUGUAAUUGUUAAGGGACUUCUUGACCAACAAACAGCAGGGAAUAAGUGCAACAACAUAUCGUAUUUUUCGAAAAUAAAGUGAUCCAGCAAAUUAAGCGAACUUUGCAUAUUAAAAGGUGAUAUUUAAUGCUGUAGAGAAUUUUAGAUCGUCAGCUUCUAUCUACAAGGAAAUUUACAUUAACGUAUUUUACAAACUAAAAAUUUACAAACAAGUAGUUGAAUCCAGAAAACGACCCCACCAAAAUUUUUGUAGCAACAAAUUAAAAAUACAAACAUUUCAAAUAAUAUUUUACGAUAAAGAAACACAUGUAGAAAGACUCUAGAUACCUUUAGCUGUGCCAUACAAUAUCCCCAACAAAUAUCAGCAGUAGUACUUUUUACACACAAACUCCUCCCCAAAAGAACGACACUGCGCCAAAACCAUAAACGUAGUACAUACUAGAUUUUCGUUUAGUGCCUCAAACACCGGCCUUAUUAGAAACCACACCACUUUCGGUACUCUUCAAAUUGACAUUUUGCACCCCAACUCUCUUCAGCAACAACAACACACAGCAAUAAUUCGUGUCUACCGCUUGCGGUGCAUCCGUUGGUCUUGAACCGAGUCGUCGAUUACAACAAAGUAACACACGUACACGAACAUCAUCCAUAUUGUUCGGCUGGCUGACUGCACGUUUGUCGGCAAUUUCCGCAAAUUUUGUCAAAUCCUGUCAAUUUUACUUAAUUUUCUGUCAACCUGAGUGCGAAGGGGAAAAAGCGAAUUUCACCAAUGUUAUGUUGUGGCGUUUGUUGCGGCAAUAUGUCGAAACGAGAUUACAAGGUGGCCACAAUGGAUGGCAUCGAGCUGGAGCCGUUGGGUGGCGAAAAAAUCGACAAGGAAAAGGAAAAGGAUAAAGAAAAGCAAACGAACGGUGUGACUUUCGGUGGCGAAUCGAGUGGUCGACAGACGCGUCAGGGAGUCGCUGUUUGCUCACAGAGGCGCGCGCUACUGGUUGCUGGCAUCGUGUUGGGCUCGCUGCUGCUCACCGCGCUGAUAAUUGCCUACGCUGGACCACAAAAUGAUUGUUCGUGCGCUGGUAAAUUGGCACCGGGUUUCGAAACGGAUGAAGAGAACGACACACAGCCAUUCAAUCCGAUUGCGACGAAUGGAGAGCCUUAUCCAUGGCUGGAAGUGGCACUGCCAACGAGUGCGCGUCCACUGCGUUACAUGGUGACAAUACAUCCGAAUCUGACGACGCUGGACGUCAAAGGUCAAGUGACAAUCGAUCUCUUCAUGGAGAAGGAAACAAAUUUCAUAGUGUUGCAUAUACAGGACCUAAACGUCACCGAUAGGGCCAUUGUGACGACGGGCAACAAGGGUUACGCCAUCAAAAUUGUCAAAGUAUUGGAAUAUCCACCGCGACAGCAAUUGUACAUCGAAGUAAAGGAGAAGCUGAAGAAGAAGUCGAAUUACACGCUUAACUUACGCUGGUAUUCGAAAUUAAAUCCGGAGCCGGAAGGUUUUUACGUGGAUCAAUAUGAGAGCUCUAACGGACUGGAGCGUUUGCUGGCAGCCACCGUAUUUCGGCCGAAUAGCGCGCGUCGCGCAUUCCCCUGCUUUGAUGAGCCGCAAAUACGCGCCCCAUUUCGCAUAUCUGUUUUUCGUGAUCGCUUCCACAUUGGUCUUUCCAAUUCCAUUGUGCAUACGACGGAGGAUGUGGGCUUCUACAUGGGCACCGGUUUGCUACGUGACGAUUUCAUCGAGACACCACCACUACCCGCCGAUGCUGUCGCAUGGGUGGUGAGCGAUUUCCAGCGUGAAUCUCUGCAGCCUUCGCCAGCUUAUUUGCCAACAACACCGGCGCCGCCUGGUAGCGCUGGCUCGAAGAAGUCCGCACAGCUCAGCAAUUACCCACAGUUGAAGGAGAAGAAGCCGCCCGUGCGCAAUAUAACCGCGCUCACACAUUCAUUGAAUAUUAAUCUGAUGAAGAAUACCACCACAACGACCGUUACGCCCACUGCCGAAAGCAAUGGCAAGAAUCUUACAUCGCUCAGCCAGUCGACGGGUUCGCUAAUUAAACGUGCGCCAUCGUAUACUUUCUAUGCGCCACGUGAUCUACUGCCACGCUCAUCUUUUAUACUACACACUGCACGUGACGUGUUGGAACAUCUACAAACCUGGUUGGACAUAUUGUAUCCGCUGACGAAAGUCGAUUUUGUGGCGUUACCUUCACUGGAUCGGAACAUUAUCUCUUCGUUGGGUUUGGUUACGCUGAAGACUGCCUUUCUCACCGAUCCCGAGUCCAUAACGACGGAGGAAUAUCAGAAGAGCGCCCUGCAAGUAGCCGAGGCUAUGGUGAGACAGUUCUUUGGUGGCAUUACAUCGAGGAAGGUAUUGAAAGAUGUCUGGUUGUGGGAGGGACUCAUAAAAUAUUUGGGCAUACAUUCGCUUUCGCCGCAACAAACCAACUGGCCGUUGAGAGAAAUGUACCUGCUUAAAAUAGCUACAACGGCUUUGGACAUUGACGCCAUACAAGGCUGGGAUAGCAUUAUGAACGGCACAAAGCAUGAUGGUAAUAAUGAAGAGUUUUUCAUACAAAAGACCGCUGCCAUAUUUUCAAUGUUACACACCGCCAUUGGCGAAGAUCGCUUCCGCGGUUGCCUUGGCGCUUUUCUAAAAAUUAAUCGUUUUAAAACUGCCGAACCCACAGAUCUUUGGACGAUUUGUACAAAGAAAGCCAACGGUUCCAAGAAUAUCAAAGACAUGAUGACUUUGUGGACUCAUCAACCGGGCUUCCCGCUACUGACUGUUACCAAACUGGGCAACAGCGUAUCCAUAUCACAGCGGCCCUUCAAGCCGGCUGACUUCCUUGCCAUACACGAUGAGACUUAUGACGGCAACAACUACAAUAAAACGGUGGUGAAUGUCACAGAGACGCCGAGCACUGUGGCACCAACGGCUGCGGGUAAAACCAAGCAACCGACAAAGAUGAAAUGGAUAUUCCCAAUAACCUAUAUAACCGAUACUAAUAAUGUUAGUGAGACUUUAUGGCUACAAAAUAUUGACGUUACUUUCAAUGUGCCAGAGAAUGUUAAGUGGAUCAAGGUUAAUGCAAUGCAAUCUGGUUAUUAUCGCGUCUUGUACAACGAUGACAACUGGGCGAAUUUGAUUGAGGAACUUUCCAACAACCCCGAGAAGUUAUCCAGUGAGGAUCGCAUUGGCUUGCUGUCGGAUUCGUUUACUCUUUGUCACGCGAAUCUGUUGCCCUGUGAGAUCACCAUGAAUAUGAUACAAUAUUUACCUAGUGAAACCAAUUGGGGUCCCAUGACAGUGGCGUUGCGGCACUUGGAGAAGUGGCGUCGUAUAUUGAAGUAUUCAGAAUGUUUCCUGAUGUUAUCGGAAUUUAUUAAAAUGAAAUUGGCUACAGUUAUUGAGAAAAUCGGUUGGACCGAUGAUGGCGAUGAAGCAAAGAGACUAAUGCGACCGGAAGUACUCUUAAGCUCAGUGCUUUGGGAAGAUAUUGACAGCAUAACAAAGGCCAAAAACAUGCUUAACCAAUUUCUGUACUACAACGGCACGGCGAUACCACCUAACCUGAGAGAGGUGGUCUAUACCGGCUCCAUACUGUCCGGUGAAUACAUUUACUGGCAGCAUUGUUGGGAACGCUUCAUCGCGCUCCAGCGUACAUCGGAGAGUUUCGUCGAACGCAUGCAAUUACUGCGUGCGCUCGGCCGUACCAAAGACGCUUGGCUACAAAAUCGCCUACUAUCGCAUGUCACCAUGCUGCCCACCGUUGAAGUGGUGCAAGUAUUACAGGCUAUUGCUGGCACGCCGACAGGUGGUGCGAUGGCGUGUCGCUUUCUGCAAGCCAAAUGGUUUGAAUUGGAAACGCGACUCGGUCACGGUACGCUAAGCUUCGCCAAAGUGAUAUCGGCGAUAACACAAUAUGGCGCGACGAAGUUCGACUACGAUGAGCUGAAGUCGCUGGUGCAUCGCUUUGGACGCGGUCCCGGCAUGGAAGUGCUGAAUAUGACGCUCAGCAGCGUCGCUUCCAAUGUCGAGUGGGUGGCGCGCUCUCAGACAUCGUUGUAUAAAUGGGUGGAGAGCAACUUGCAUUCGCAUUGA
This is a messenger RNA of Bactrocera tryoni, 4277 nucleotides long. RefSeq names its product endoplasmic reticulum aminopeptidase 2. Gene Ontology annotation, biological process: peptide catabolic process; proteolysis. Gene Ontology annotation, molecular function: metalloaminopeptidase activity; zinc ion binding; peptide binding. Gene Ontology annotation, cellular component: cytoplasm. The transcript is spliced from 15 exons. The record is from RefSeq and is a predicted model, not a curated record. Lineage: Eukaryota; Metazoa; Arthropoda; Insecta; Diptera; Tephritidae. Bases 942 to 4277 code for a protein of 1111 amino acids.